CUGCUUGAUAGAACAUAUGAUCAUCCUUACCACAAGAAGUUAGAGGGAAGUUAUGAAAUUGUUUGGAUCUCAAUUUCUGAUACAUGGACUGAUGCUGAAAGGGACAUACUCGAUUUUUUGUCAAACUCUUUGCCAUGGUACUCAGUCAGGCGACCGUGGGUGCUCUACCAAGCUGUUGUGAACUACAUAAAACAAGAAUGGGACUACAAAAAUGUCCCUCCUAUUGUAGUGUUUGGAUUCACAAGGUAUGGUCAGAAAAUCAAAUGCAAUGGAUAUGUUGUUCAUCUGGGGUGCCAGAGCAUACCCCUUCUCAACUUCGAAAGAAAAGGAACUCUGGGACGAAGAGAAUUGGACCCUGAAACUUUUGCUUGAUGAAAUUGACCCUCUAUUAACCACCUGGGUAGAAGAAGGCAGAAAUAUUUGCAUUUAUGGAAGUGACAACCUAGACUGGAUUAGGGAAUUCAAUGCCACAUGUAAGGUGAUCAGAAAUGCUGGUGUGCAACUUGAAAUGGUGUAUGUUGGCUGCAAAGACCUUGGCGAACAAGUAAGACGCCUGUUAGCUAUUAUCGAUGAAGAACUGCACAGAAGUUUAUUCUCUUUCACAAAACUUCAUUUCUUUUGGCUUCGGUUGGAGAGUAUCAGAAGAUCAGAACUCCAACUGGGCUAUGUGUUCAUAAUUGCAAGAGGAGCUGUGAGCUGGAUUUUUAAACUUCAGACUGUUGUAGCAUUGUCCAUAACAGAAACUGAGUACAUGGCAGCUACACAAGCAUGUAAAGAAGCAAUAUGGAUGAAGAAACUUAUGGAGAAGCUCGGGUACAAAUAA
Messenger RNA from Populus euphratica (Euphrates poplar), 823 nucleotides. RefSeq lists its product as uncharacterized. The record is from RefSeq and is a predicted model, not a curated record. NCBI's taxonomy places the organism in Eukaryota, Viridiplantae, Streptophyta, Magnoliopsida, Malpighiales, Salicaceae. The coding region runs from base 248 to 823 and encodes 191 amino acids. The transcript has 3 exons. Gene Ontology annotation, biological process: phloem development.